CAAGCUUUGAAUGGUGACACAAUAAACACCAACCCCCACAUCUUGUUAGCUACCGCCCACGUUCCGUUUUACAGUAUUUGGUUUUCUUCUCAUACAUCUGUGUCGACUGCAGCGGCGACUCACAGACUUGCCUGCUCCUUCCUGUCAGACUGAUAACAAAAGCAGCCUCUCCCUGGAAUACAGGCUUGCACAUACAAGACUAAAGUAACCGGAGGUGGAAGAAUUUUAUUUACCAUAUGUGAUUAUCUUCUACAGCUUAAAAGGCAUGUGCUGGCUUCAACUUCUCUAAGCACUUUGGUAAACGUAGUCUGAUCCUUUUGGAGUUAUGAGUCCCUUGCAUCCAGAAAAUGAGUGUCAUGCUUAUUUUGAUGAAUUUGUCCAAGCCCAGUGUCUCAAAGAUGUCCAGCAAGCCUUCUCUCAACUCUGUCACAAGCUGGAGCUUGACCCUAGGGACUAUAAAUGCUUCUAUAAGAAGCUCAAGGAAAAGCUGAACUAUUGGAAAGCCAAAGCUAUUUGGGUCAAAUUAGACAAGCGAGCAGCACACCAAGAAUACAAGGAUGGAAAAGCCUGUGCCAAAAACCAGUGUUUAGUGCUGGGAGCUGGACCCUGUGGGCUACGUGUUGCCAUUGAGCUGGCCUUGCUAGGUGCCAAAGUGGUCCUAAUUGAGAAGAGGGAUGCCUUCUCAAGACACAAUGUGUUGCAUCUCUGGCCGUACACCAUUCACGAUCUCCGCAAUCUGUCAGCCAAAAAGUUCUAUGGCAAGUUCUGCAGUGGCUCCCUUGACCAUAUCAGUAUAAGACAGUUGCAGCUGAUCCUAGUAAAGGUAGCUUUGAUUUUGGGAGUGGAGAUUCACACUGGUGUGGAAUACAAAGAUCUACUUGAACCAUGCAAGGAAAAACAGAAUUCAUCGGGUUGGAAGGCACAUGUACAUCCAGAGUCUCACCCAGUUGGACAGUACAGCUUUGAUGUUUUUAUCUCUGCUGGAGGUGGAAAAUUUGUUCCUGAAGGGUUCAGGAGGAAGGAAAUGCGAGGAAAACUGGCAAUUGGAAUCACCGCAAACUUCAUCAAUAGGCACACAGCAGCCGAGGCUAAGGUCUCAGAGAUCAGUGGUGUUGCCAAGAUCUACAACCAAAAAUUCUUUCAAAAUCUGCACAAAGAGACAGGUAUUGACCUGGAGAACAUUGUGUACUAUAAAGAUGACACUCAUUAUUUUGUCAUGACCGCCAAGAAGAAGAGCCUACUGAACAAAGGUGUUAUUAAAAAGGAUCAAAGUGAUACAGAUACUUUACUGUCAACUGCAAAUGUAAACUUUGAUGCCCUAAAGCUUUUUGCAUAUGAAGCCGCUCAAUUCUCUACUAAUCACCAGCUACCUGACUUAGAGUUUGCACUGAACAGUGCAAAGAAGCCUGAUGUGGCUGUAUUUGACUUUACUUGUAUGUACCGUGCAGAAAAUGCCUCUCUAGUGAAAGAGAAAAAUGGGCAUAGACUCCUGAUUGGGCUGGUUGGAGACUGUCUUGUUGAGCCUUUUUGGCCACUCGGAACAGGGAUAGCACGGGGAUUCUUGGCAGCCUUUGAUGCAGGAUGGAUGGUUCGUCGGUGGGGUCUUGGUGCACCUCCUCUGGAAGUCAUUGCUGAAAGAGAAAGUAUCUACCAAUUACUUUCACAAACAACUCCAGAGAACACCCACAAAAACAUCACUGAAUAUAGCAUAAACCCCACCACAAGAUAUCCCAACAUCAACUUGGAUUCUAUUAAAACCAAGCAGGUCUCUCAUCUGUAUGUAGUGGAGGACCACAAGAAGGUGAAGAACAAGAUCACUAACAUUCCGAAAGAUUCAACAAAUGGGUAUGAGGAGCUUCUGAAAUGGUGUCAGCAACACACUACUGGUUACAAAAAUGUGAAAGUGACAGACUUCACAAAUUCCUGGAAAAGUGGAUUGGCACUUUGUGCUCUUAUUCAUCAUUUUAAACCCCAACUUAUUGACUUUGACAGUUUGGAUGUGGGCGACACUGCCAGAAAUAAUCAGACUGCAUUUGAUAUUGCUGAACAAGAACUUGGCAUCACCCCAAUUAUGUCAGGCAAUGACAUGGCCUGCCAGAACAAUCCUGAUAAACUGGCCAUGGUUAUGUACCUAACCCAUUUUUUCCAAAUCUUCCAAGAAACUGAAUCUCCAACUGAGAUGAUGGGUCCCUUAUCACCUUCAAAAUCUGCAAGUCUGUCAAGCACCAAAUCUGCCUUACUCUUCUUGAGCAAGCUAAAGCAUAACACUCUUCAUAAACAAAAGCAACGACAAAUAGAACAGGAGGAGAAAGAAAAUGUGAAGGAAAAAGAUACACGUGCUGACUUGACACUUGUUGCUUUAGAAUCGCCUUCUAUUUCUGACAAAUGUUAUUUCUGUGGAAAACAAGUUUAUGUCUUGGAGAGAGUCAGUGUCGAAGGCAAGUUCUUCCACAGACGCUGCUUCAAAUGCCACAAGUGUAGCAGCACCUUGCAUUUUGGGAACUACACAUAUGACAAUGAAAGUGGCCAUUUUUUUUGUUUGUUUCAUGAUACUGUCACCCAGUCUGAAAAUAUGGAGAUGGAUGAAGCAGAACUAGAAGAAAAGCAGUCAACCUUUGGUGUGGAUAAUGUGGGCAAUGUGCAGUCAAAGGACCUGGAGCUGUUUAUUUCAGAAGCUGAUGACUUAAAAACUGAUAUUGGUGAAACAUCUAAGACUACUGAAGAGACUGAAUCUGGUACCAACACACAGGAUUCAUCAGAAGUGCGGUAUGGUUCCCGUAGAAAAUGCCCAGUUCCAGCUUCAAGGACUAUCUUUAUAAAACCAACCCCACCAUUUGACAGUAAUCUAGGAGGUCUGGAUGCUGUAGAUACUGACAUCUAUAAAGAUGGCCUUGAUUUAGGUGCAAGUUCUUGGGAAUCCAUAACUAUACCUGUGCCAAAACCUCGAAAGAUUGUCCCGAUUGCAACUGCUGACCAUUUGUCUGCUGUAAUUAAGGAAAGAGAGCAAUCUAAAGAUAUAUCUGAUACAGAUGUAUUGGAUGGCAAUGUACAAGAAAUAGGAGACAAUGAAGAGUCUCCAAAAUUCCCCUUCAGCAACAUAAUUUCAACUCCCAAGACAUCUGAGAUCAGUGUCAAUCAAAGUGAAUCUUGUCCAAAGCCUUCACUUAAAAAACUUAUCCUUUCAGAUUGUGAGAAAAGCCAAUUAAAUAGGCUCAGUUUUGAUAGUGACUCAGAGUCAGACAAUGUCUGUGAAGAGCAACAAAAAAUCAAAGUGGAUAACAAUCAGUCAAAUUCAGUUAUAUCUUUUUUGAAACCUGAAGGGCCAACAGAGUGCACAUUUUCCCAUAAUGGUGAAAUUUGCAAUGUAAGGGAUCAAAAGCAUAGACAGUCUUUUAGGAGAAAGGAGGAACAAGUGAAGUUACUGCCUUCUGCUCCGAUUCCUGCCCACCAAAAGUCUAAGUUUUCUCCAUGGACACUUUCAUCUCCCCGUCUAGAAAGAGGAAACAGAGUCCAAGAAAUGAAACCGAGCAAAAUGGAUCCAGAGAUCAAAACAGAAGAGAGCAUGACAGAAAGUCCAUAUUCUAGUGAAAAGGAAGAUGAAGAUGAUGAAAAUGAGGAUGAAUUUUUAAUGUUUUAUAAAUUUGAUCUGUUUGAUGAAAAAUUUCAGACAAUUCCUACUGAUCCAAAAGAAGCAAAGAAACUUGAAACCCUUAAAAUGAAAACAUUAGAAAGAAGAGCCAAAAUGUGUGAGAUGCAGAGGUUUCAUAAAGCACAGUCCAUCCAACGGCGUCUGGAAGAAAUUGAGGUGAAGUUCAAAGAACUUGAAAACAAGGGUAUCAUUUUGGAGAGAGAGCUACGUAAGGAGGCAGGUUCUGAUAUGUCAUCAGAUAAGAUUGAUAAGUGGAUCCAGCUUGUUCAUAAGAAGAAUGAACUGAUGUCUGAGGAGUCUGAACUCAUGGUUGCGUCACGCCAGCUUGAACUGGAAGAUAAGCAAAGCAUGUUGGAAAAGGAGCUCAGAGGGUAUCUAGAAAUGGAUGAUUCAGUGAAAACCAUGGAGGACCGCAAGGAAGAAGAGAGAGUAUUGGCAGAGAUGCUAGAUGUGGUGGAUAUGAGAAACUCUUUAGUGACAUUUUUAGAGGAGAAGAGAUUAAAGGACAUUAGUGACCAGCUGCAUGGGCUACCUGUAAUGGAACCAAAAAAACAUGGAGGGAAUGCUCAGGUCCAGUGGGCCUAAAGCUGAACUGAAAGGGAACAAAAAAAAGACAA
This is a messenger RNA of Erpetoichthys calabaricus (reedfish), 4266 nucleotides long. It is a transcript of the gene mical1, whose product is annotated as microtubule associated monooxygenase, calponin and LIM domain containing 1. Bases 326 to 4234 code for a protein of 1302 amino acids. Lineage: Eukaryota; Metazoa; Chordata; Cladistia; Polypteriformes; Polypteridae. The transcript has 25 exons. The record is from RefSeq and is a predicted model, not a curated record. Gene Ontology annotation, molecular function: protein binding.